Messenger RNA from Podarcis lilfordi (Lilford's wall lizard), 27057 nucleotides. Lineage: Eukaryota; Metazoa; Chordata; Lepidosauria; Squamata; Lacertidae. The record is from the annotation of a GenBank genome assembly.
GUGGCCGGAAGAGGCGGGGAGGGCGGGCGAAGCGCGGAGAGAGGGAGCGCUGAGUGGGUUCGGGCCGCACUCGGGGCCGCCGCCUCUGCUGCCGCCGCCGCCGCCGCCGCCAUUAGCCGAGGGGGAGCUUGCGAGGUGAGUACUGCGAGGCGCCUGAGGUGGAAACCUGAAGUGAAAGACAUAGAAGCAGCGGGGCUUCUUUCCCGCCUCUCAAACUCCUGUGCUGGGCCUGGGCGCUGUCCGCCUGUUUGCCGGCCCGCCCGCCUCUCUCUUCGGCUGCUUCGAGGCCUUAGGAGUUGGGGAAGGGCGAGGAUAAGGGUGUGUUCCUGAGUUACUACUGAAUUCUGUUGCUUCUCCUUCCCCUCCCUGUUUGCUAGUGAUUAAUAGCAUGGGAUCGUGUAAGACUCUCCACGCAUUUGGGGGGGGGGUGAUAAACCCAUGUGGGUGUGCAUGUGUGAAUGUGUCCACCCUUUCCCAUGUGUGCGCUUUCUCCAUUACGUGCUUCUUGAUUCCUUCUUGGAUACACCAGGAGCGCACUGUUUGAAAGUUUGGGGCCUUGGGCAAAGAACUCCCCAAAUUUAUAUUUGUUAAUUGCUAUUUGCAGUUCGGACAGGGUUUGCUCCAAUACGUCCUUUUUACAAUCGGCCGAUAUCUGAUAUUCAAUAGGUUUUAGUAGAGGGUUGUCAAAAACGUUAAGGCCCUACACGUCGAAAUUUGUUUGUUCAUUAAAACUUAGGCUGCAACCCUAGUCCCACCUACCUGAGUGGAAGUUUCUUCUCAGUGAAUGUACUAAAGGGGUUCACUGACAGUCUCUGAGGGCUACCUCCAGUUGCCUGUGAGAAAGCAUAUAUCGAAAACCACAGGUAAAUAACAAAAGUGUAGUCAUUUGUUUUUGAACUCCCAAGUGAGUGUGAAUCCAGCAUUCUUGUAAGACUGAUCCAUUCAUUGGACAGACCUGAUGAAAUCCUUGAAGGUUUUUUUAAAAAAAAAUCUCGUGAUCAAAAACUAAAUUUGAGAACGGACAGGUUUGAAUAAUUUUCUGAACAAGAAAAGAAUAUUAUUUUGACCUGGGUAUUUAUAUCAGCAAUUUUUCUGUUUCAGAUUAAUUAUUUGUAAAAGAAAAAACUAAGGUGACAAAAACUAUGUAUGAUACAAAAGUAUCCAAGUUAAUGAAAUCCAAGGUAGAUUGGCCUUAAUUAUUAUCUGCUGGAAAAUGAGAAAAGUUAAGUGAUUUGAAGAGUGUUGUCCCAAGGCAUGGCCUUGAAAGCUUAUGAGAGAACAGUCUUGUCUAGUAAGACCCUUGAUAAGAGACAAUCAUGUAUGUUGCCUUCCAUGAUGAAAUAAAGCUGGGAUAUAAAUCUCAAAUACCCCCCCCCCAAAUCAAGUGCCUAGAAAUUGCCACCAGUUUUCUAGGAUCCAAGAUAUUGAGAUGUUUGAUUUUUUUAUUGAAUGGGGGUAGGAAGCAAGCAGAUAUGUGAGAAUUCUUAAAAGUGCGGAAGAUAAAUGAGAUAUUUUAGGUCAGCGUUCUCCAGCCUAGUGCCCUUCAUAUUGGACUCCCAGCUUGCACACAUCUCAGCUUGCAUGCCUAGUAGUUAGGAAAGAUAGGUACUGCUUCUGAAGGGCGUCACAUUGGUGUUUAACAGUCUUUGAAUGGCAUCAUGUUGGUGAAGGCUUUUCUAGUCUGUUGAGGUAUAUACCACUUAACUGCAGCAGUCAGCUGAUCAUCAGUGUUAGAAUGACAAGUAAAGCAUUGAAAUAAAAUGUAUUCCUAUAAAUCAGGGGUGGAGAACUUGCAGUCAGUGUGCCAAAUUUGCUCUGCAAUACUGUUUUCUUCCAACUGUGUUCACUUGCCCCACGUCUGUCAUAUGUGACAUCAAGUGUGGGACAGGUAGAGAUGUGCCUGGAUUGACUGUGUGACCAAGUUCUGCCCACUUUUGGCUCAGGUCCCAUCUACCACCAUCAUGCAUCAUAUUACACCAAUGAAAUGCAACCCUCAACAGGAAAAAUAUUCCUAAUCCCUGAUACAGUUGUAAUAUGCUGCUUAAUUUUAUGAGGCAGCUGGCAUUAUUGGAAAAGGUGCCAUAAAGGGUGACUAGUGAAUGAAUAGUAGUUGUCUAAGAAGAUAUUAGUGACUGUUCAUUUCAAGAGCUAGUAUGCUAGGCAUAGGUAUGUAACAUGUAUGUUUGGGGGCCAGAGUGACCUAGAAUGCCAGCAUCUCUCUGAACCUGCUUCCCCAUUACAAUUGCCAGGGACUCCUCCAUAUUCCAUUUAUCCAAGAAUAGAUACAGGGAAACGGCCUUCUUAGUCAUGGCCCCUACAUUCUGGAACUGCCUUCCAGAGGAGUUUAUCUUAGCCUACCUCUUCAGAGUUCAAAAAGGAGGGUGGAUUUCCCACAAGAAAAGUUUUAAUUUAUUGGAAUUUUAUUGAGUAGUUAUAAUCUUGGAGAGACAGAAAUCACAAACAUGUUUAAAAAAUAAAUAAAAUCUAUGAACUGCACAUAGCUGGCUGAUCCAUAAUAGAUUAAUGCUGUGGCAGCGGUGCUUUUCAUUGUUAUACUAUUGAAGAGCAGGAUUGCACAUCUAGGUGUUUAAUAAAAAUAAAAGAUUUUUUUAAUAUGAAGAAACUGUUACCUCCAACCCAUAUAGGUGCCUCUGCCAUUUCAUUGACCUUGCAGGAUUUUUAAAUAUAAAAUAAUAGCUAUGAAUGUUGCAGUUUUCCUCCUUCAGUGUUGCAAUGUAGUGCUCUCCUAAAAUUGAAAAAUGAACUUACAAAUUUUACUUCAUGAUUUCUGUUAGUACAAAUGAAACCAAGAAACUGAUGGAACUCCACAGUGAGUGACGCAUUCCUCCUUAGUCUUGUGCAAUGUGGAACUGGGUAUAGUAUUGUGAGUAAUUGGUGGAGGAGAGUGCAUAGGAACAAUGCAGUUAUCUGUAGAUAGAACUGUGAUGAAUACAGAUUUGAAUGUAAGCAUUUGUAGAUUCUAUAGGAUGUCACAAUGAUUAAUCCAAGUGCUUAAGAUGAUGCUUAUGUCAUGUACUAUUGGUAGGAAAUAAAAUGAACAGUAAUUUUUUUUCUUGAACAUACGCUCCAGUCAACAAAAUGUCAGCAGAACAGCUUCAAGUCAGUAAUGGAUACAUCUACAAAACUGAAUUUCUCCCUAGCCUGUGCUUAUCCUUGAAAGUUAUAUUCUUGUUAUCGUAUCAACAAUACAGUAUUAACUCAAUUUAAUACAGUAUUAAAACAGUGGUUCUUUUUGCCUGCCAUUAGGAAUGAAAGAGAUUGAGGUUUUCUACUGAGUGGACUAUUGCUCUUUAGAAAGAACAGCCACUCGCCUGUGGCGAAUAUGAAUCUCCUCCAGGCAACCAGGCACAGAAGCAUUAUAAAGGUUGAUUCUUUUUCCUUUUAUUUAUUUAUUUCUUUCAGUGUAAAUCCCGCCUUUCUACAUGUAGCACUCAAGGCGGCUUAUAAUAAUAAAAAUACAGUAGUUUGGGGGAAAACCACAACCUAACAAUAAAAUAAAAAUAAGACCAGAUAAAAUUAGUCAGUAAUAAAACAGCAAACAGUAAUUAUAUUUGAACAUGUUAAGGUAAAAAUUUAAAAAUAUAGCUAAUCCAAAAGCUAGAUGCCUGUUUUAGGUAGAUAUAUAUACAUAUACACACACACACACACACACACACACACACACCUGACAGCGGAAGGAUGUCAUAGAGAGGGUCUAGAUGGCUCUCCCUGGGGAAGAGAAUGAGAAAGCUUAGGUAUAGCCACUGAGAAGGGUGUCUUUGGAAGAUCUCAAGAUUCGUGUCAGCUCGUACUGGAGAUAGCAGUCCUUCAAGUAAUAUUGUCCCAGGCUUUUUGCAUUGUUCCUGUAAAUGAAUUGGUAGUGAUGAAGGUAUUGUAUUUGUGGUAUUGCAUAGUCCCUAUAAGAGGCCCUGCUCGAGUCCAGGUACAGCGUUCUGAACCAGCUGAAGUUUCGAAAAGCUCUUUAAAGGCAGCCUCAUAGAUAGCACAUUACUGUGAUCCAAACAAUAUGUGGUCAGUGCACAUGCUACCAUGCCCAGAAAUAAACAGAAGAGGUAGUAAAACAUGUUGUGAGCUAAUGUUUGUGGACUUAUUUGCAAGGUUGAGAAGGGUAUUCGUGUGAAAACAUGUUACUGCUUAUUUUAUUUAUUAUAACAUUUGCAUCCCACCUUUUCCCCAAAAGCAUAUAUAGUAGUUUCAAAAGCAGUUUAGAACCUACUGGUGCUGUAAAGAAAGGGUAGGAAACCUCAGGCCCACAGGCCAACCUUGACUCACCAGGGGAUUCAAGUUGGCUGGUGAGGCCAUUUCCCCCAAAGCACAGCCCCCUCACCAGCUGAUAUCACUUGUAACAUCUUUUGUUGGGUGGUGUUAAAUCAUGCAUUGGUUGUGCAUACCUGUUCUUCAGCUGAUGAACGUAGGUUAAAUCCUGCUUACUUCAGCUGGAUUCCGUUCAAACUGCUGUUAAUACAAAGGAGAAGAACAUCCUAUUUUAGCAGCACUUUGCACCUGAUAUCGUUGUUAUGUCAGGCGAUUGACAGGUUGGUAGUCCCCCCCCCCAUCAGUAUUGAUAAGGGUCUGGCCAAAGAAGCCACAAAUAUUCCCCACCCUAGAUAUGCAUGCUUCUCAUAGUUGCAUUUUCAUUUAAUCCUGAAAUGUAUUUUAACCACAUUGUGAAGUGAUUUUAUGAUGAGGAAAGGUGCCAGUGUUUUUGUGCAAGGCAAUAGUAACCCUAAAUGUUAAUGCACACGUAGAAGGGAAUGAGAAUCAUACUGUAAGAAGAGGCACUUAUCUGGUCCACAAAGGCAUAGAGAGCUGAAGAUACCUUAGGGAUGGGGGAACCCCCUGGCCCUCCAUAUGUUGUUGUAUUCCCAAUUCUCAACAGAACCUGGCAGCAUACCCAGUAGUCAAGAAUGAUGGGAUUUGUAAUUCAGCAACAUUUGAAGGGCUACAGGUACCCAUCGCUGGCCAUGGGUGUUUGCAUAAUGAGAGAAAGCACUAGAUAUUAGAGUAACACUUUAUCAUCAUGUAAGUGACCAAUGUGUAUUCGUGUAAAAAAAAGAAGAAGAAGAAGAACAAACUUUUUUAGAAUUCAGAUAUACAGUGGACACACGGGUUGCGAACGUGAUCCGUGCGGGAGGCACGUUCACAACCCGCAGUGCUGCAUCUGCGCAAAGCGCCGAAACCCGGAAGUAACCCAUUCCGGUACUUCCGGGUUUGGCGCGGUGCACAACCCAAAAACGCGCAACCUGAAGUGUCUGUAACCUAAGGUAUGACUGUAAAUUAAAAACAAAAAAAUUCUGUUAUGUUUGAGAUCUAAGCAUCAGACUUCUCUAUGUUUUCAGUGCCUGACAUGUUGGGUCCACCUCCUGGUAAGAAUCAAGGAGUUAUUGUAGUAAUAACAAUCUGCAUUGCUCCUAGGGAAAAGUGUUAAAGUUGUUGGCCUACUCUGCAAACUGACCUUUAACUGCUAUUCAAGAACCAAAAUUAAAAAGAGAAGUAAUAGUAGAUUUAUACCAUUAAGGUUUCUUCUUUUCUUUUUUUCUAUCCAAAGGGCUGUGGGCAAGCCACAUUAAGUUUGUAACAAAGUACGUCAAUAAUCUAAACCAGAAACUAAUACACCAUCCAGUAACAGACUCCCAGAAAUCAGCUAAAACAUCUUAGAACUAUCUGGCAACUGUACAGAGGACAAGAGAGACUGACAGAGGUGAGGCAGUUGAGAACACUUGGAUAUUGUGUUUGGUACAUGGAUUAAUCAAAAUAAAUUAGGAAAGCUCUUCAUUCAAGAGCACAAUUACAUUGCAAGAGAUGAGCAAAUUGCUUCUAUUAUGGGCUGAAGCUUGUCAAAGCAUUGUCUAGAGCAGGGCUGGGAAGCCUGUGGUUUUCCAUAUGUUAUUGGCUAACGUGGUCAAUGGUAAAGGAUGAUGGGAAUUGUAGUCCAACAACAUCUGAAGUACCACAUGUUCACCAUCCCUGACCCAUAGGAAUUAUUUUUUUAGUUACAAGUUAGGAUACUAUUUUCAGUCUGCUCAGAUACUUUCAUGGUUCCCUACUCCCACCCCGUGUGCUAGCUUUACCAAUAGGUCUUGGUUUCCCUUCACUGCUGAAUUUUUAGCUGAUGUUGAUAUUUAUCUAUUCCAGGGUGGGAGAAAGCUUGGUUAAUUGGUUGCCCAAAUGCCUACAAAUCUCAUGCUGGCUCUCAAUUUGGAUUUAUGUAGGAUUUUAAAGAAUAGAUGUCUAUUCAGAAACUCCGAACACCACCUCAGAACUGACUGACCAUGUUUCCAUGGUCAAAUUAAUCCCAGAUUAAAAUGAAUGUGCAAGUCAAGCUGUGUGUAGUUGCUCUCAGAAAACAUUGGACAGUUUAGCUGUUUGCCCUGAGCUUUCUCUCAUUAGUCUCUCUAGCUUUCUACUUUGUUCCUUUUAUGCCUCAAACAUUUAUCAACAUUAGACCUAUCUAAAUGUUUUGUGCAUGUCCUCCUAGAAUAAUUGGUCCUUUAUCCUUUUCUCUUAUCAAGCACUUUAAAUGGCUUUGGUGGUCUUGUAGGAAAUGCUUGAGGCUACCCAUGCUAAUCAGCCAAACCAUAAUAUCCUCUUUGGAGAGUUAUCUACCUUGAUCUUCCGUUCAUCUACCGUAUUUUUCGCUCAAAAAUGAAGGGGAAAUGUGUGUGCAUCCUAUGGAGCGAAGACGCCAUAGCCCCGGGAGAGCACGCGCGGGGCUAAAGCAGCCCCCCGCGACCCUCUCCCGGCUGGAGAGGUGACGCGCGGCUAUGGCAGGAGCCUCUAUAGCCGCGCAUCACCUCUCCAGACGGGAGAGCGCGCGCGGGGCUAAAGCAGCCCCCCGCGACCCUCUCCCGGCUGGAGAGGUGACGCGUGGCUAUGGCAGGAGCCUCUGUAGCCGCACGUCACCUCUCCAGCCGGGAGAGCGCGCGCGGGGCUAAAGCAGCCCCCCGCGACCCUCUCCCGGCUAGAGAGGUGACGCGCGGCUAUGGCAGGAGCCUCUAUAGCCGCGCGUCACCUCCCCAGCCGGGAGAGCACGCGCGGGGCUAAAGAGGCCCCCUGUGACCCUCUCCCGGCUGGAGAGGUGACGCGCGGCUAUGGCAGGAGCCUCUCCGCUGCGCCUUCCGCUGCUCCUGACCUGCUCUUUGGGGCUGGUGGUGGGCUUCCCCCGCCAGCCCCAAAGAGCAGGUCGAAGGAACCUGAAGCCUGGAGAGCGAGAUGGGUCAGUGCACACCGACCCUCUCGCUCUCCAGGCUUCCAAGGUAGCCGCCUGAACGGCACCUUGUUUUAGAGCGGGAAAACAAGCGGGGGACAGUUCUCCCCCUCUCUGCGCAGCGCCUCCUGCCGCUUCGCUGAAGGGGCGCUGGGCAGAGAGGGGGAGAAUUUUUUUUUCUUGUUCUCCCCCCUCUAAAACAAAGUGCGUCCUAUUGUCCGGUGCAUCCUAUGGUGCGAAAAAUACGGUACCUUGCAACUUUAGAGAUCUGCUUACACGAUAAAUAGGUGUGUUUCUGUUUGCUGCCAUUCAGAAGAAUGCAUAGUUCCCCCUCACUCUUAAAGUUUUGCCUUGAAGUUUACAUUGUAGGAAGUUGUUGAUCUAAGUCAACAGAAGGAAAGUGAUGCCCAAACUGGUGAUACAGAAUUGUAGAGUUGGAACAGUCUUGCAAAUAGAUAGUGAAUGGACUCCUAUGAUAAUCUGUGUUUGGCUCUGCUUUAUCAUAGAAAAUUGGGGCAUACAAGUUCUCUGUCACCUUUUGUUCUUGCUAUUAGGCUGGGCAGAUUUCCAGAGCACUGCACUAUAUUUCAGUAAUGCAGUUGUUAUUGGGCUUCCUUCCUUUACAAUAUCUAGCAUUAUAGAAAAGACAGGGAAAAUGUGAUAGGCAGGGGAAAUAUAACAAGCAUCUAUGGCAGGGGAGAGUGCACAGAAAUGCUCUCUUUUUCUACACUGUCUUCAAGAGCUAUAGCCUCCACCCCCAAUAUACUUUCCAGCUUGCUUUUGGUAUGAGCACAGCACCAGGAAGACUUCCUUCCCUCCUGAAUAUUAGAGUUCAGGGAAAAUCCAAGAAGACAAUUUUUUUUUUUUUUAAAUAAUAUUUAUUAAUAAUUUCAGAAUUACAGAAAGGAAAGAAAAAAUAAAAAACAACACUACAAUGCAUAAAAAGAGGAAAAAACGCAAAACAUAAGACCAAUACAACAAUACAGCAAAAAAAAAGGAAGAAAAAAAACACAAAUCCCACAUUACAUACCUUUAACUUCCAUUUGCUUGUUUCGUUGACCUCCUCACACCUCCCUUUUUGUAUUCUAGUUUAGUUAGUUAUUUCAGCAAAUUCUUUCCAUCUUUCUCAAUUAUUAUUAAAUAAUUUAUCUUAACAAUUUAACCUAUUUAACUCGACAGAUCCUUUCCAUCUUUCCCCAUAUUGUUAUUCAAAUUACCUUAAUUUAUUUAACCUUUUCUUACCAUAAAAUACCUUAAAGCUUGAAACUUAAUACUCAGUUAUACAUAACUCCUGAUAUCAUUUCUACUAGAGUCAUAUAGUUUCAUUCCAACAUUUUCCCUAAUAUUCAUUAGUUUUAGACUAAUUCCCUAAAUAAAAAAAAUUUCUUAAUAAAUUUUGUUCCAAUCUUCAUCCAGCGUCUCUUCUUCCUGGUCUCGGGUCGUGUCAGUCCUUACUGUCCAUUCCAUCUAGUCCAUCAACCUGGAAGUCUUAUGUCCGAGGCCCUUAAGUCUCUUCCAUGUCCCUUCUGCAGAUUUUCUUCUUCUUGUUUAUACUUGCACUUUUCCUUGUCUUUUGUUGGUCUCUUUCUUAAUUUCUUUCCUUUCUCAUUGAGGAGUAGGUCUCUGGGGGGGUUCCAACCCAAAAUUAUCUCCGUCUCCCUUCAUCAAACCAGCCCAUUCCCCACAGUCCCACUCCCCACAUUCAUCAAUAUAAUCCAAAAAAUGUUUACGAGCAUAUUUCGAAGUCUCUCCAAAGUUAAGAGCCUCCUCAGCUCCAGACUCCCCCCUGGCCCACUCCAACUUCAAUCUUCAAAAACAGCGGCUUAUGCUUCUGUAGGGCCUUGGGCCUUUCCAUUUGUAUUAUUUGGGGUGUAGCCACAGCCUCUUCCAUUAUCUUCUGCACUUGCCCAAUCAAUACAGGUUCCUGAGUUGGACCCUGGAUGGUUUCUAUAUCACUAUUCACUAUUUGUCCACAGUUAUUGGCCACAACAGUCAUCAAAUCCAUUUUUUCAUUCAUCAAAUCCAUCUUCUCAUGCAUCUGUUCCAACAAAGCAUUUGUCUUACAUAAAGCAAGCACCAAAACUUCCUUCCAGCUCAUAUUUAGUCAAGGUCAAAAGGACUAAUCCCACAAUCCUAAUCUCACAGCUGUGGAUUCCUCAAGUAGACUGCAGCAACAAUUUAGCAAGCUCCCUCUAGAGGAGACAAUUUCUAUUUGUAUCCAUCUUUUUAAGGCAAGUCCAACAAAGGAAAAUUACUUUCAUUUUUCAGAUAUUUUGUUUCUUUAGGAUGCAAAAGGCAACAUUGGAAUCAGUUUAUUUCUCUUCUUUAGCUAUCUGUCAAAGUAUUCCAUUCACAGUCAACGAACCUCUCAAACAAUGUCUGUCUCUGACACCCCGUUCCCAGGUUAGAGACGGUGGAAACUUAUCUUUCUUCACUCCCUCUCCUGCAGGCGUUACACAAAAUUCCCCCUCCCCCUUUUCUCCUGCUUCCAAGGGGGUUUCAGUAGUUAUAAAUGAAGGAAAUUUUGGCUUUUUUAACGACUUUCCAGGCUUUAGCUUACAAGGUUUUUGCUUCAGUCUAUAUACAAAAAGCGGAAGGCGGACUUCCUGUUUUGAGCCUUCCCGCUUCGAUGUCAAAUUAAGAUAUUUCUUGAUCCAAUUUUCCGUUUCUACUCACGGGUACUUGUUUUAAAUCCAAUUGUCCACAGGAAAAGUUAGCGCUCUCCGGCGAUGGCUGUGCGGCUUCACUCUGUGAAAGUAGCAGUCAGUUCGCAGCACCGCGCCGCUCACCCCACUUCACUCCGGAAUCCCAGAAAGGGGUUCCCCCGUGAGUAGGGGGGGCGCUCCUGGUGCCCUGCCGAACCCCACGUUCCCAGGCUUCCUCCGCCUGGGAUUUCUAGCGGGUCCCCACCUUCGCCGCGGCGGGAAGACCCAGUUUCCACGGAGCUAGUUCCUCCGGUUGGAGGAACUCCGCCAUUCGCCGAUGGCGCUAACCCGGAAGUCCAAGAAGACAAUUUUGGGCUAGAUAAUUUGACCUGGUGGAAGGAAGCUUUGGAUGCUCCCAAAUAAGUUCUGUUGCUUUUUGAAUGUGCCUGAAUUCAGUGCAGCAUGAGGGAGAGUUUUCUUACUUCUCCAGGUACUCAGAAAGCAGUGAGACAUAUUACUGCUGUUUCUGUAUAUAUGUGACUCAGAGCAGCAGGGAUGAGCCCCAGCUGAUUGCUGAGGUGGAGAAGGGCAGAGGCUCUACCCCUGUGGUUUCAUCUGACCCUGAGCUCAACAUGAUGUCAGAGAAGGCCCUGUCCUCUUCCUUGGAGGCCAGGGUUGUGGCACAAAUUGAUUUUGCUUGGCUGUCAAGGCUGGAAAAAAAGGAAAAAGAGUGACUCCUGUAUAUGAGCCUUUUAAGGACACAGGACAGAGAAAGCUUUGAGCACACUACUGUACUUCUACAACACAGCACAAUUUGGGCAGCCUACCCCAGCUUCAAGUUAGCCAAGAUGCGUAGUUGAAGGUGCUUUGGUGACAUAUGUGAGCAACGGAUUGACACUUGGUAAUAGAAUCAUAGAACUGUAUAAUUGUAGAGUUGGAAGGAACCACAGGGGUCAUCUAGUCCAACUUCCUGCAGUACACAAAUCCUUUUGCCCAGUGUGGGGCUCAAACCCAUGAUACUGAGAUUUAGAGUCUCAUGCUCUACCAACUGAGCUGAGAAUGUUUGCUGCUUGUUUCAAAUGCGUGGAGAAUUUCACAUCUGUAUUAAUACAACUAAACAAUUUGAUGUCACUAGUUUGUAUGAUACAUUUCUGGAUUCUGAGUUCUAAUUUUGGUUGUUGUAUGUUGGCCAAAAAUGCUCAAAGGAGGAGGGUACUGCUACAGAGCAGACUUUUCAUGCUUUUAAGAGCCAUAGUUUUCUUUUCCUCUGUGUCAUGGUAUGAACCAAGGAGUGCCUUAAUGCUGGUGCCUAAAUAUGCUGCAGUCAGGCUGCUGCACUACAGCAAUGUAAACUGGAAAAAGUUCUCUGUAGUGUGAUGCUCAAAUCCUCGGGGAGGAAAAUCAUGGCUAAAUGAAAAAUUUGGACAAUUCUGGUAAAAGAUCAGCCUAUUGUACUUGUGUUGUUACAUCUUUCAUUGCCCUGGGCUGUCAGUUUUCACUGCUUUUUCUUUUUCAGUUGCUGGCUCCGACUGAGGAUUCAGAAUGGGAGACAAGCCUAUUUGGGAGCAGAUUGGUUCCAGCUUUGUACAGCAUUACUACCAGUUAUUUGAUACAGACAGGACUCAGUUAGGAGCAAUAUACGUAAGUAGCUAUUGGAACAGAUUUUUCUUGAUUAUUUUAAACUAUUGCUCAAUUAUUCCAACACGCCCCCUCCCCGGUUAUGUGCUUGUCCAUUACAAACUCUUGCACAGAGAUACCUGGCUGUUAAUCUGAACUCCGGAAAUGAGGUUGUAAUUAUUGCUAUAUCAUUUGUACGAAUUUUAAAAAACAAUUUAUAGUGCACUUGCAGUAUGCAGACUGCUUUACAUUUUGGCUUCCAAACAGCCCUGUGAAGUAGGUUACAAUCUUUUGUUAUCAGGGAGAGAAUUAAGGCAAGGGCAUGUUCACUUGCCAAAUGAUACACAUCAGGUGUGGGAAACCUUUGGCUCUCCAAACCAUUCCUGGCCAUUGGCCAUGCUUGCUGGAGCUGAUGGACACUGUAGUUAAGCAACAUCUGAUGAGCCAAAGGUUUCCCGCUUCUGACAUACAGUGGUACCUUGGGUUAAGUACUUAAUUCGUUCUGGAGGUCUGUUCUUCACCUGAAACUGUUCUUAACCUGAAGCACCACUUUAGCUAAUGAGGCCUCCUGCUGCCGCCGCACGAUUUCUGUUCUCAUCCUGAAGCAAAGUUCUUAACCCGAGGUACUAUUUCUGGGUUAGUGGAGUCUGUAACCUGAAGCGUAUGUAACCUGAAGCGUAUGUAACCCGAGGUACCACUGUACACAGUUAUAAAUAGGCAGUCUUAUUAGGUCAAUUACUUGCUCAGAUAUUCUAGUCAGUUGAAAAGUACCCACCCCAUUGAUUGGUCAACAUGUUCUAUGACUUUGAUUUGAUGCACCACUCGGCGUUCUAGUGGCCUCAUUUUACAGUAGCUACAGUAAAGCAAGUUAUUGGAGUCAAGAAUGUGAGGUUACCAAAGCAUGGCGCCUUCACCUGGUGGUAUAUCACAGGUGAAACUCCCACUGCUCCCGCAGUAUACCGCUGGGUGAAGACACCAUCACGCUCUGGCCCUCAAACCUAGGGAGGAACAGACCGGUGGAGCUUGUUUUUCCCUCUGCGUGCCAGGCGCUGCCUAGCAUUUAUAGGCAUGAAGUGCAGGAUCAAGAGCAGAUUUAGUUGGCUGAACAGCUUCAGGCGUCUUGUUCAAAUUCUUAGCAUGCAGCAACUGAAAUAAAUGCCCCACAAUCUGACAAAAUGGUGCUCCAGACAUUCUCUCUGAUACUGUAUAAACAUUAUUGUUUAAUUCAGAAUGAAUGCCAAUGACUUUACCUUAAAAGUGCUCUAAAAUGUGUCACAGCAGGCCUCAGUAGGUUCAUAUAUUUCCAACAAGGGUAGAUUUUGCCAACCCAUUCGCCAUCCUGAGAAGCUCUGCUGGAUGUCUACUAGAGGAUGCAAUUGUGGCAGUGAAGUAAACAUUCUUCAUUGCCAUGUGGUAGGCAUGAUUAUACACUCACCAGCACAAAGUCAUGCUUGUUAGGAGACUUAAACCAUUUGUGCUCUGUCUGUUUUCGCUGCCUCCUGCUUCACCCACAACUCCCUGGAAAACCAGGGUCUAACCAUGCUCAGCAGUGCUGGAGAGGCCCUUGGGAGUGACUGUGUCGACCACUCCUUCCAUACCACUGUUCCAAAGAGAAACAAAAGUUCUAAUAAAUGGUGACAUUUCCACUCUAGAUGUUCAGUUGCCUUUCUAAAUAAACUAGGAUCUCCUAGGCAGAUCAGUAAUACGGGAUGAAUUGUUAAUAUGAAACAAAUAAAUGAAGCCUUAGUAAUGCUUAGACUAAAGUGAUCAGCAGCACAGUGCUGAUUUAACUUUUACACAUGCAGUUUUUGUCUUUUCUCCGAGUUCCUGUCAGCAAACUUGGGGAGGGUUCAAAAUACACUUCAAUACAUUGUAUAUAGCUUAGAGGCUGUACCUGACCUUUAGGUUGGCAUUGCCUGAGUGUUUCAAGAGAACUAAGUGCAUUUAGGGACUGCCUGAAUGCAUCAGAAUGCAAGAGUGAUGCUUAUGCACAUAGGACUCUAAACUUUGUUGGCAGGAAAGCAUGUGUUUUACCUCAAGCAUUCAUACUUUGCUAUUACUAGAUGCCGUCCAUACUCUAGCACUAUUCAUGGGAUAAAUUGAAAUGGAUUUUCAGAAUUUUUAAGGUUUGAGUACCUAAAAGCAAAGAAAGCCAGGGAACAAAGUGGAAAAUUCUUCCUUUGUCUAACAAUUAUUUUUCUGGAGGGAAUUAAAAAUGGCAUUUUUGCUAGAAUUUGACUUCUGACCAUAUUGAAACAUGGAUGAUUGCUAAGCAUAUUGGACAACUUAUGUGAGAAUGAAAUGCUUCUUAUAACUUCUGUGCCCAGGCCACAUCACUUCUACUCAUAGCAGGUGAUCUGGUUUUAUAUUGGCGGGUCAAUUUUCACUUCCAAAGGUUCUGGUGAAGAAUGGCAGGUGGUAGAGAUUGCAGAUCCAGUUGGAAAAUGCUCGUGGAUAAAAUAGUGAAUUGCAGCUGCUCUGAACAACUGUCAUGUUGAAUGACAGUUUGCAUCAUUCUGUAUUGUUAAAACUUUAUGGGAAUGAAGGGCCUCAACAGCUGCCUUUUUUGUCUGUUUUUUGUUCUUAAUAGUGUAUGCUUCACAAGGGAAAUCCAUGAAAGCUAUUGGAAUGACAAUUUUAAAAAUGGUGAUUGACUGACUUUGGUCAUUCCUAGUCCCAUAUAGUGUAUAAGUUACCAAAGGGUGUUAGAUUUAUAAGAUUUGCUGUAUAAAUUGAAGUAGAUGGAAGCUAGAAAGCUGAGGGUCCAAGAACAGGGAGAGGUUAGACUAUAGAUCUUUGACCAAGAGGUAGUUGGCUGGAAGAGUGGAGCAAAGAUGGGAGACCACAGCCUUCCUCCACCCCACCAAUUGGCUUCCUAGCAAAAUAGCAAAAGCCCAUUUUCUAAAUGGCAAGCUUUAAGUGUGGCACUGUCCAGUGGUAAGCAUGAUGAGCAACCAAGCUUCCUCCCAACUUAGAGGCUGGAGAUGUGGGUGAAGAUUCUUCAGCACAAAUGCAUACCCUGCUAGUUUUUCCUGUUCCAAGCCGAGACAGAGAGCAUUGGAUUAAGCAGUUUGAAGGCACUGAGGCAGUAGAGUCCAAUGGCCUGCACUCCCCCCCCACCAAAAAAAUUGGCCUUCCCCAAAUUAAAUACCCUGGCGGUAAGGUCUUGACAGGUGGGGAGGCCUGGCAAUUGCACUUUUUGGCAUGUUUAGCAAGGCCAAAUUGUAGACCUCCUAGAUGGACAGCUCUCAAGCAAUAAGUAGCUUCUAGAAGGCAAAAUGUGGCCUGUGGGUCUAUAGUUGCUGUGUAGAACAAAUACAUACCCUAUACUUACGAAAUACAGCCUUAUUGUAUGGGCCAAAAGUAAGGAGUCUGUGAUUGGGGUGGAGGAUGUUGCCUGCUGUGGUGCACUACUAGGACUCAAAAUUUGCUGGAUGUCUUUGGCAUGGAGCCAACCUCUGAUUCAGCUGAGCCUGUGCUUAGCCCUUCUGAAAAAGGUGCAAACUUACUCCUCUCUAUUUCUGUGUGUAGCUGAGAGAGUUUAAUAACUAUUGCUGUUUUCUUUAUGCAACAUGAAAUCUUACUUUUCCAAGCAGAUUUUUACCGUCUCCCUCUCCCUCCUCUUUUAAUAAUUUCAGAUAGAUGCCUCAUGCCUUACAUGGGAAGGACAACAAUUUCAGGGCAAAGCAGCUAUUGUUGAAAAACUCUCAGUAAGUUCCUGUGCUCUUCAUUGCCGGACAUUUCUGUUCAGCUCAGAAUUCUUUUUGAAAGAUUUGCGUUUUGGUGCAGGCCAAGUUCUGGUGUUACUUCUGUUGUAUUAUUUAUAGGAAGCAGGUUUAGACUGCACCCUUUUGCAUUUCUAAUCUGCCUGUCUGAAAUUGUACUGAUUUCAGUUCCAGAAAUGUAAAGCACAGUUAACUUAGGAAGUAAGUCCCAUUGGACUCAGUGAUAGUGAGGAUGAAAAAACACACCCUUAGAUUUAUAUAGUGUACUUGAAUGUUCAAAGUGCUUCACAUGCAUUAUUUUGUUCUAGUGCUAACUCAGUAAAGUGGUUCAGUUUUAUUAUCUCCAGACUGCAGAUGAAGUCUGAGGAGGUGUGUCUAGCCUAAGGCUAUCUCUUGAGUUCCAAGCAGAUGAAGGCCCAGGGCAUCCUGAUUGGUGGCUCAGUCUGUUAGCCACCUAGCUAUACAAAACCUUAUUUGCAUGUGUUCCAGACAGCACAGUUGCAUCAUCUUUCAUCGUGGUUGCAGUCUAUAUAAAGCAGGGGUGGUGAACCUGUAGCCCUCCAGAUGCUUGUAAAGAUGGUUUUAAGUUUUUAAGUAUACAACAACAAUAAGUGAUUAUACAGUGUCUUUUAUUUUGCACACAUGUCUAUAUUGUAUACUGAGAGCAGAUAUAGCCUUGCAACAGUUUCUGGGAUUAUAACAUGCUAAUUGUCUCAGGAUAAAGCUUCUCCUAAGUGAGAGGCAAUGGUAGUCUCUGGCAACCAUCUACAUGUUGCUGAAUGCCUGUUGGCCUCAGUCAGCAUGAUAAUGAACAACCAGACUUAUUAUCUAUAACAUCUGGAGGCUACAGGUUCUCUUUCCUUGUUUUGUGUGUACUCUGUCCAGAAUGAGAACAGCAAUGGAGCUCAAAAGAAACACCCUUUGGAAUAGGUGAGUUUCUCCUUAACAGGGCUGAAUUCAGAGGUCCACAAUUUUUGCCUAAUCUUAAUAGACCAAAAAAUAUGACUGCACUUUCCUAUGUUGUUGAUUUCACAUGACACUCUAUACAAGGUCUGGAAUAAUUCCUUGCUCCCCUCCCCAGCUCCAAGUUUAGAGCUGGAAAUAAGGUGGGAGGGUGGCUUGUUGGCUGUGCAGCUUAAGUGCAGCAGCAGCACCUUAAACACACAUCAGCUUCCCUUGGAGCAGGGGAGGGAGGAGGUGGGAAUCACCAUGAAACUGCUAGUACAAUUACUGCCUCGCAGCUGCAAGGUUGGGAGGAAUUGCUUACAAGAAAGCAGCAACAUGCUUACCAUGAUGACCAAAAAUGUGGGAGCCUGGCUUGAACUUUCACAUGCUAUUUUAAACAAAAAACUGGUCAGCGAUUGAAUGAAUACAUUUCAGGGUGCUUGCAUUUUCAGAAUUAAUUCAACACCUAAGAACCUGGCUUGGUGCCACAGAUUGCGUCACAGAUGAGCUUAACCAUAAAAAUUUUAAGCAAAACUUUACAUUUUUUUUCUCUUUCUGCUUGCAGAGCCUUCCCUUUCAGAAAAUACAGCACAGUAUCACAGCGCAAGACCAUCAGCCCACGCCUGACAGCUGUAUACUCAGUAUGGUAGUUGGGCAGCUUAAGGUAAGUGCUUUUUUCAACUUUUGGUCCUGUGAAAGGAAUAGUUGGAGUCCAAUUUCAGAACCGGUUCAGGGUUUAGCCACUGCAAGUGAGUUUGGGCUCACAUGUUCUCUGCCUCCCUCACCCCCACUCUAUGGUUUGCUCAAACCAAGGAGGGAGAGAAUUAGAGCACAAAGAGGAGAGGGGGAGUAGGUGUGUUUGAGCCCAAAGCCUGUUCAUGACUGCCAAACCACAGAUUGACAAUUACAUCUGAAACAGGUCUAAUCCAUUAGAGCAGGUUGUUCUAGCACUGCAAGUGAACAGACCUACUUUUGCUUGGGUCAUGGAAGCUGAAUGACCAGGGCUCUUUCUCAGAGGGGUCCCCGUCCCUCCCCUCUAAUACAGUGGUACCUUGGUUCUCAAACUUAAUCUGUUCCAGGAGUCUGUUCGACUCCUGAAACCAUGCGAAAACCAAGGCACGACGUCCGAUUGGCUGCAGAAGUUUCCUGCACUCAAGUGGAAGCUGCGUUGGACAUUCGGCUUCUGGAAAACGUUCGCAAACUGGAACACUUAUUUCUGGGUUUGCAGCGUUUGGGAGCCGAUUUGUUAGGCAACUAAGCCAUUCAAGAACCAAGGUACCACUGUAUGUUGCAUUGACUUUGUAAACGUUAAAUACUCCUAUGUCUUGUUUUGACUGAUGUGGGUGUAAAGGCCUUCAUGCUACCAGUUGGAGGGGAGGAACCAAAUGAGUCACCAAGUUUGUUACAACUGAUGGAAAGGAGCCGGGGCCUUAACCAACACAUAGCAUUGUUCCCUCUCUGACAGAGGAGCUUAAACAAAAAUCUCUAGGUGGAGCCGUUGUUAAAGAAGCUUGUUAUCUUGUGCUGCCUUGGAAACUGAAAUACACCUGUGAGCAGGCAGGGUUGUGAGGCUAUUCUCUGAAAACUUAGACUUUCAGUUGGACAACUUUAAAGAAAACUGUCUGGCAACACUGAACUUGGAAUGUUGGUCACAAGGACUUUGGUAAGCACUGCGUCACACAGCAAAGGUGUGUCACACAGCCCAUCGGAAGGAGGCACAAAAGAACUUUUCCGUCUCUGGGCCUGUGUUAAGUGCAUAUGGACACACUUUGCCCCACAUGUAAUCCAGCUUCAAAAUACUUUUACUUCAUAAUACCUGCUAGGAAUGUAAAAACAACAAAAGAAUAUUGUAGCAGUUCAAAGGCUAAUAUAUUGUGGCAAAAGCUUUCACGGGCUGUAGCUCAUGACAGCUCACACCAUUAUUCUUCAGCUGGUGGGUUAGGACCCACUACUGGAUCAUAGCCUGGUCCAAGGUAGGUUGCAACAGCAGUACCACCGCAUGCAGCUAUAUGGAAAAAGAUUGAGAAAUGGGUCCCCAAAUACAUGCUUGGAGUUAAAGGUGGGUCCUGAGUCUGUCUUAUGCUAUAAUAAAUUAGUUUGUCUCUUAAGAUGCUGCUACAAGACUUUGCUGCAACAGCCCUUUAGAAAUUGCUACGAGUUUAACUUUACUGCAAGAGUUGAAGAGAAGCCUGCAAAAGUGGCAUAAAAAAAACAAGGGGUGCUGUUGUUUUUUCAGGCAUGUCCAAAGUCCGUUUCAGGGGCCUCCUAAUCUGGACCUCCAGUCGGUUUAAUUCGGCCCCAGUUUAUUUCCUGGGGUAAAAUCCUUAAAAAACCCUCACGGCCUUUCACUUCAUCAAAUCUGGCCCUCUUUGAAAAAAGUUUGGACACCACUGUCCUAGAUACUGAUACACAGUCAGCUCUAGUCUGAAACAAGUUCAAUGCAUGUAGAGUUUGUGUCCUUGUAGAGAGAGUCCUAUGCAGAAGGGAUCCACUUCAAACUGAUGUUUGUGUGAUGUCUGAGAAGUAUGGCUGACAUGAGUGUCAGCAUCUAGGCUAGCCCACCCAAGAACGAGAGCCCGUUUACAGGUUUUCAAGCCAACAUGUGAAGCAGUAAUCUAAAAGAAUGCACAUCUUCUUGUUAUAUACAGAGGCUAUGUAAAAGGAUUAAUGUACGGAUGGGGUGAUUUUUUAUCAUAGAAGAUAAAGCUUAUAUACUUUUUUUCUGAAUGCUGUUUCAGAAGCGAUGCAAGGAGAAAGGGCUUCACUUCUAUGUCUUGCCAGAAAUGAAUCAUGUGCAUCUUCCCGGGCACUUUUAGGCAGAAUGGGAAAGUGCAGAUCAGUGGUGCUUCCUAUAUCUUCUGCAUGUUGCCCUGUCCAAAAGAGUAGUCAGUGUGAUAUCACUAGUAUUCAUUAUCAGUGCAUACUUGUUGCAUCACUUGGCAGAUGAAGGCAUUUAGGAAGAUAGAUUCUGGAAAGAAGAAAGUUAAUCUCUAUCUAAACAUAAAGAUUACUUAGUGUAGCUUUAUAGACAAACACCUGUUUUCUAGUAAGUUUUAUGCUAACCUUUCAGAGUUUACUUGGCAUCUUCAUACUUGUAAUAAAAUUGAAAGGGCCCAAACUCCAUGGUAAAGCAAGUAUUUUGUAUGCAGAAGGUUCUAGGUUCAGCCAAUAACACCUGCUAUUCAAAUGAUUGCAUGUAGAAGGGAUGGGAAAGACCUCAGAGGUGCUGCAAAUUGGAAUUGACAGUGCAAGGCUGGGUGGAAAAAUAGUUUGACUAUAUAAGGCAGCUUCAUCUGUUCAAAGCUUCACAGAUAAGCAACUUUAGUUUGCAGGCUUUUAAGUUCAUGGUUUGCAUGUGGCUUAUUGUAAGCUAUUGGAAGAUUUAUUGUUGCGAAUGAAAUUAUAUGAAUUACCCAUUACAAAAACCUCCAGGAAAAAAGUUAAUGUAGUCCCUUUAAUGUGGACUGAAAUUAUCUUACUAAUUUUUAAGCUUGUCCUUAUUGUACUGCUCCUGAGUAAUUGGCAGCAGUAGAGGUACCUGUUGCAUGCCUGGAACAUUCUUGCUAUACACUCAUAAUGGAAUCCUGCAAGGAGACUGGCAUUCUGUAUCUACAGAGCCUAUCACUUUAGUAAUGGUUUCUCUCCUGUUCUGCUCAGGCAGAUGAUGACCAAAUUCUAGGUUUCCAUCAGACCUUUUUGUUGAAAAGCUUACAAGGUGCGUGGGUGUGCACCAAUGAAGUCUUCAGGCUAGCACUCCACAAUGUUUAGCCUCUGGCCGCCUUCUACCUCUGAUCUUCACAGUCCUCACUGAGUAAGAAGCACACUGCUUGCUCCUGUAUCCUAGUUGAACUUGCAGUCUGAACAGCAUGGACAUUGCUUGUGUGUUCUUAAAGCAGGGUUGAAGAAUGAGAAUCCUGCUCAUCUCAGGGUUGUGGCUUUUGAAUUGAGCAAAUGCAGUUUUCCACUUGGAACCAGCUGCUGCAGAAUUAAUUUAGCAUAACUUUUUAUGCCAGUCAGUUGCUUGCCUAACACCCUAGAUCUAGCAUUGCUUAGAAAUCUAGGACAUCUGCGUGGCACACAAUGAACACUCACCUUGUUGUGUUUGGAGUUGUCUGAGCUGGAGCCUGUAUGUAUAUCUGUGCAAGAUUCCUCUUAGAUCAGGAAAAUGCCCUUAAGCCAAGGUCAGGUUACACUUUAAAGCACCACAAAUGUGCAGCUCAUAAACACAGUUGGGUCUGGGCUUCAGGACGUUUACAGUUUAAAUAACAAGAGUGUUGGAGGAGAUGGGAAAGGGAAAUGGCAAAGAAUGGGUGAGCAAAUGUAUUUAUUUUAGGUUUUGUUUCAGUUAGGGAAAAGAAUUAAGACAAAGGCUUCACAGAAAAAGUGGGGUCUUAAGAAGGAUUUGGCAGGUGUUUUUAAACUGUAGCAGUAAGAAUGGCUCUUGGUAUGUACAGCAUGGGUCUGUGAGGCCUCUACAUUUACCUGAUUUGGUUGCUAAUAAUCAGAGGGAGAAACAACUGUCGGGGAUAUGCAAAAGUACUUUCUUUUUAGGAAGCAUUUAUAUAUGUCUCUUCUGUGGCACUCUGAAGCCACUUUUGCCCACUUGUUUCAGCUUCAGUGGAGAUUGUGUGUGUGGAUGGCAUGGACAGGUAUGCAUUUAGAAUCUAGAUCUGGUUAUAUUUCUUUUUGAGUGCAGAGUGCAUUUUUAGAUUUGGAGCCAAUUUGCUGAGUACAGCCAUCUUUUGGAUAAGGUGACAGUCAAAGCACAGGUCAUAGUUCUAGCUAUUCAAAAUAUUUGACAUGUAGGUUUGCUUCAUCCCUGGCAACAGCAAGAACAGGGAAGAAGCAGAGUAGGCACUUAAGAGCAGUGUGCUGGUGCACACAGGUAGUUUGUAUUAAACCAUGGGCAUAGCUAGGGGGAGCAGGGGCACAACAAGUAAAUAAAUGAAAAAUACUUAAGUGCCCAAUUGCAAUACAGAUAGCUCACUUCUGCCCCCCAGCAAUAAUGCUUGCCUCCCCUUAAAAUAAAUCCUGGCUACGCCCAUGCAUUAAACCAUAGUUUAUUCUAAACUAUGAACAAACUAGCUCACAGUUAACUGCUCCAUGGAAUUUUGCAGAAAAAUUAUAUGGAGCUGAAAUGCAACAUUAUAUGUACUGGUAUAUAUUCUAGAAGAUGUGAACAAGUCAAUAAUUGCCAGCCUUUCCCCACUGAAUGUCACUGUAAUGGCUUUAUUCCUCCUAUUUGAAGGGAUUCAUUCUUAUGCCAAAUAUAUUAGUGAUUGUUAUAAGGACAUGGCAUUUUUCAAAUUUUUGACCACCACUCACCAUCCCAUUUUUUUUUUAUUGCCCUAUCUUUUUGUACAUUCUAAACCUUAUGCCUAUUUUGUUGGCUUUAGUAGGACUUAACCAGGAACUCUCAAACACACUACUACCUCCUCGAAUUGUUGUUAAGGGGUUGUAUUGAUUCUCAAGAAGCUUAUAAUUCUCAACUUCCAUAAGCAUAAACAUUAUCUGUAGUGCAGCAGUAAUUGCUACAAUGGUAAUGGAUCAUCUCCAUGUUUCUACUGCUCUUUGAGUAUUGUCCAUGCCAUUGUAAUUUUGCAUCAUUAAGACUCAAAAAUGCAUGUCAGAAUCUUGCCUACCUUAAUUCGUUAGCACAGGGAUGACAUGAUAAAUCUGAAAGCUGAAUGUUGGUGCAGACAGGUGAAGUAUGCAUGACAGCAUUUGGCACCAGCUGCAGGAAUUUGCCUUGUUAGACAUUUGCUGUAGUAGAGAAUUUCUAAAAUUUAUUUUUAUUUUGUCUUCACAGGCCGAUGAAGAUCCUAUUAUGGGAUUCCACCAGAUAUUUCUAUUAAAGAACAUCAAUGAUGCUUGGGUUUGCACCAAUGACAUGUUCAGGCUAGCAUUGCACAACUUUGGUUGAGACAGCAUCCCUGAGGCACCUGUACUUUUCUUUUCUCCUCUCCUCCUUACAGAUAUUAAUCACAUUCAUGGAACAUUCCAAAUAUCAUACACAAACCUGCAACACCACGGCAAGCAAGCAAGACCUGCGACAUGCCCUUCUGAAGAGUUUAUGUUGUGUCACUAGAAGAGUUCCUUGUGCAUGAUGUUUGGAAGUUAGACUUAGCUGCAUUUGACAAGGGAAAUGUGUGUUUUUACCAGCAUGCCUCGGGAAGCAUCCGUAAUGCUAAAGGUUGUGUUUCUGUACUGACAAGUUUCUCUAAUAGCCCAAAGAAGCAAAAGGAAAGGAAAGAACGGCAGCCUGAAUCCAGCUGAGAUACUGAUUUUUUUUUUUUUGUUCAGAUGUUUCAGUGCUACAUUAUACAAUAAAACCAUGAAAUUUUCUUAACAGUUUACGUUGUUGGAUGUUCACUAUGUAACUAGAUUCUUGCAUCUUCAGCUAUACAUCUGAAUACCUAGCCUGGAAACGCACGACUUGGCAGAACUUUGAAGUUCUUAACGUCUCCAUAGCUCUUUUGUAGUACAUUUUUGCCAUUGUUUAAGGCUUAACAAAUGCUCCAUAUACCUGAAAGUUGAGACAUUUCCUUCCCCUGAAAGUCGAAAUACGGAUUUAUAUUAAUUACUUACGUGCAAAGCAGAUCAUUACACUGAGCAUCAAUCAUUUUAUUCAGUCCUUCUUACAGAAAUAGAUGGAAGACUAUGCAUAAAAACAGCAAUGUAGAAUGUACUUUUUCCAGGCUUCUUUCUCUACACUAAGUUCACAAGAUUUAGCAUAUUCAUACCAUUUGCUUUUCCUCUAGUGUUCAAGACAUGGGUCCGUAUAUCAUCAUGAAUUGUUUAGAGAGUUUUGCCCUUCCAGGACAGCCAUUUUAAAGCAACUAUAACUUUAGCCUAGUACAAUCACACUACUUUUUACGUUUGCCUGUGGCUUGCUUCGGAUAAUGUCCUGAAUUAUUGUAGUAUUGUUACUGAAGUAAGCAGCACCCACAUGCCACCAAUAGCAGUGUUUCAGUAAUUAAAUAGUACCAGUGCUACUAAACUGCUAAGAAAAUUCCAAAUACGUUUUCUCUGCUGAUUUGCUGCAACAACAUAGUGGUGGAGACAACACAUAUUUUCAAAAUAUCCUUAUAGGAUUUUUAUUAAUGAGCAGGUGAGGUGAGCAGACUUGCAUCCAUGGGCCUUUCCUAAAGUUUAACUGAGCUAUUUCCAAAUUGUGCUGGGCACUUGACCUGAUACUUGUUUAGUUUCAUAUGUCAAUGAGUAGGAGGAACAGUAAGUGUGUUUUUCUCAACUAUGGAAAAAGAUCUCUUGAAGAAAUGGAUUUGCUAUCACAUCUACUGAGAGGUGGCUGUAGUCUGCACCAAAUCAAUAUAAAAACCAAGGCAAGGAAGGAAUGCAUUUCCAAGCAUAUCCUGAAAUAAAGCUAGAUUUCUAAUCCCCCCUGGAUGGUUUACAAAAGUCCAUUUCAGCUUCGCUCUUGUUUGGAUUCCUUGCUCUGAUCAUUCUACUUCACCCACUCUCUUUGUGCUUUCAUUUUCCUACACAGAAGUGAUCUAAAGGACCGUCACUGUCCCUGGCAAGCCAAUGCUUUGGGGGCGACUACAGCUGCCGCUUACGGUCCUUGAGGUGUAGUUCCAUAGACAUCACUUCAUUGCAAGGAUUUUGGUUAACAUUAGCCAGUUACAUGAAUUUAAAAUGUGCUUGUGGAAGAGGGCUUAGGCUGGCAUCCAUGCCGUAAUGCAUGUGUACAGGUUUAGUUUGCAGAAGGCCCAGUGAUGUUUAGAACUUAGUGCCAAGUUUGUUUAGAACUUAACCCUUCAAAUCAGGUGAUCAGGCAACUAUUGGGAAACGGUUGUCUCUGUAUCUAAAUAAGAUGAGGCAAUUCCAGAUAGCCUCAUUUUAAAUUUAGCACACCAGAUGAAGAUCUUUGGGUGAGGUCAUCAUAGGUACCAUGUUUUGAGUUGGAUGUUGUAUAAGUCUUGGUGAGAGCUUUGCUUAAUAGCCAUAUGAAAACAAAAUGCCUUAUAAAACUUCAUGAGAAUGUCUUUCACAGGCAACAUUUUGUUGGAAGGGGGGCAUUACUCUUUGGCCAAGCUAAUGAGGAAUGUUUAUUAUCAUCCAUAAGAGAAGAGUGACUGUUUCCCAAUAUCUUGUGUCACCUUCACAACAUUAGCUUAUGGCAUUUUAUUAAAAAUUGGUUUGCCCUUUGAGAAAAUGUUAAAGUCAGUAGGUAGAGGCUGCUCAGAAGGGCAAUAAAAAGCUGUGUUCUCCAACCCAAUUUGAAGGAGAAAUCCAUCCUUCCUAUCAUCCCUUAAUGGAAACUGCCUUGUAAUCAUUUGUUUUCAGGGCAGAAAACAUCCUUAGGAUAUUAUAAACUGCUACAAGAAGGUAUAUGAUAGAAAGCCUGAUCUAGGAUUCUAGAUUAUGUGUAAGGAGAUGAAAGCUGUUAAACUGCUCAUUCUGAAAAUAGUGUAAAUUCUUUCAUAAAACUGCUAAGUGCUACUUUGCUUUGGGGCAAUACAUAGAGCAGACCUGUGCAACUACCAAAGCACAGCUCAUCAGCCACAUACCAUGGCUUGCCACAUGCUCCAUAAGUGUAUUUUUGCAGUUCUAGGCCAGCACCCAAAACAGCAGGGUUUGGAUCCAGUCAAUAUUGUGGUGGGGUUCUCCUUUUUGUGAGGGGUAUACAAAAGAAGGCACUGAGAAUUCGCUUCUAUACAAAACUUGUCAUCAGUUGACAGUAGAAACAUCAUGUUCCGAAAACUGCAGCAGCCUACAUACUGCUUUAUAGCAGAUGCUUGAUGUACACAGGGAGAAAAACACUAUUUGUAGAAAUGCAGAAUUUCAAUUGCAGACCAGCACUGGCUUUGCCAAUAAAUAAGCUGUACUUAUGUGAUGUAAUACUACCUACCUAUACCAUAUCUACUGUAUAAUCUUGACUUAUUAAGAUUGUAUCAGCAGCAAAUGUUUAAAUAAAGGCUCUUUAAGGUUAAGACUAGAAACCAGAAAAAGUGAGGAAGUGUUGUGUGCUGUCUUGCUUCAUGAGGCAGCAUAAGAAUAGGGGGCCAGCAUAACUCAUCUGUGUUUAGAUUGUUGUGUGAGGACACCUCUCAUCUCUGAAAUAAUUUCCCUGUUGUCUAGUGAUAAAAGGGAAGGGGCAGCACUUUAUGUGAACAAGCCUAGUAUUGUCACCAUUUGUUUAAUAGUGGCAGCCCCUUUUCCUUCCCAUGUAAUUCCCAUGCCCCACCCACCCUGGAGAGGACUUUAUGCUCAGCCCCAAAGAGAAUAGUUAUCCUGACCACUUAGUGAAUUCUGAAAGAACAAAAUGUGUGAUAACAUGCCAACUUGUAGAAUAGCUUUUCCCAACAUAGUGCCCUUCAUUUCUCUGGACUGUAACUCCCAUCAUCAGUGAUUCUGGCUGGGGCUGAUAAGAGGGCAAUAAGCUCGCGAAGGGUAAACUUUCUGUUUUGCUAUUGAUGUGUGGUCUACAGAUAAUGGAGAAUACAUGAAAUGUGAGGCAAGCAUACUUGCCUUUUUAGGUUAUUAAGGCAAAUUUUCAUGUUACGUACACUGCAGUGCACAAUAUGGGGAUAACUACAUCGUCCUAUGCAAUCCUUUGUGGUCCAUGUAUGUGUUCAUCAUGUGUUAUAAAAUUUAUUUUAUUUAAGAUAUAUAUCUCUCCAGCCAAAAAGGGAUGCCAAAGUGGCUUACAAAUGUCAAUCAUAAGACAGUCCUUCCCUUCAGGCUUACAAUCUAAAAUGCAUGACAUUCAAGGGAAGGGGACUGAGGAGGAAAGAAAAGAACUCGGGCAUUAUUUCUGGUUGUGAAUUGUCUAUUGCAAUGAUGUUGCAAAGGUUUUGAACCAGAACAAACCAAAGGUUAGUGGAGGCACAGCCUGAAAGGUAUUACCACCUUAGAUGUGGUUUGUGGAUUUGGGGAACAAUAGCAACACUAGUGCAUUUCUAGGCUUGGUAUCCCAGGAAAGCUUUUCCAUUUAGAAAUCUAGUGUAAUUUUCCUUGUAGGAGGUGGGUAGGGAUAAAGGAAAGUUGCUGUUCUUGACAGAAUAAUUUUGUAUGUAGAUAAGAAGCUUCUAGCAUUGCCUCUAUUCUGAUUGGCAGCAAUUCUUCCAGAUUGUGAUCGAGGAUUUUCCAGGUUUUACUACUCAAGAGUCUUUUACCUAAAUAUGCAAAGCAUUGAUCCUACGGCCUAAUGCAUGCAAAGCAAAUGUUCUAGGUCAAACAAGCCUGAUAUGGAACCUUAAAACAACAAUGUUGGGAAAUAUAAAAUAUUAUUUUCAGUGCUUUGUGCAGAACUUGCCUUAAUAUGUCUUGUGGGUUGGGGGGCUAUUGUACAUGUUCAUGCAAAACAAUAAGGAAAUGAGAGGGAUGGUGAAACUACUUCUAAUGCCAUAAAGUCAAACAUUUUCAAGUAAUUUAUCAAGAACAGUGGACAAAUUACUUAUAUACAGCAGCUGCUGGCAGUAUUUCAUUUUCUGUAUGCUACAGGCUAUUCUCUAUGUUAAUAGGGUUGGUGUGUUUUUAAAUUGACAGAGGCUCUGUGUAACAGGCCAAAGUCAACAGACAAAGGCAGUGCUGAAAAUGAUGGUACAGAAGCUGUUCCUACAGCUUUGUCUGCUUGCCAUGCAGGGUGUUUAUUAAAAUUCUAUACAGUACUGCCCUUCACCCGAGGAUCACAGGGCGGUUUACAAUAUAAAAAUACAAACAUACAUAAUAAAUGAACAUAUAAAAACAAUACCCCCCACCUACCCACAGUUUAAAAGGCUACAGGUUGUACGUGCGAGGGUGAGCCCUCUUCCCGGCCCUCGUUCUCCUUGCUGCGCGUUCCCGCCUGCUUCGUACACCAUCUGUAUUUAUUCCCUGCUGGGAGAGGCGGAACCCGGACGUCUGGAUACCAUUUGCAGGGGGGAAGAAAAGC